Molecule: messenger RNA, 1452 nt
Organism: Myzus persicae (green peach aphid)
Lineage: Eukaryota; Metazoa; Arthropoda; Insecta; Hemiptera; Aphididae
Exons: 2
Coding region: 646-1452 (268 amino acids)
Source: RefSeq, a predicted model, not a curated record
UCUAGGAUGUGGCCGAUUUCUAUAAAUUUUCGUUCUUUGGCGGCAUAACCUUUUUUGUCAUUGGAUUUGACCGAUUUCUAUAAAUUUUCGUCCUUUGGCGGCAUAUACCUUUUUUGUCAUUGGAUUUGACCGAUUUCUAUUGCUUUUUUUCUAGGAUGUGGCCGAUUUCUAUAAAUUUUCGUUCUUUGGCGGCAUAACCUUUUUUGUCAUUGGAUUUGACCGAUUUCUAUAAAUUUUCGUCCUUUGGCGGCAUAUACCUUUUUUGUCAUUGGAUUUGACCGAUUUCUAUUGCUUUUUUUCUAGGAUGUGGCCGAUUUCUAUAAAUUUUCGUUCUUUGGCGGCAUAACCUUUUUUGUCAUUGGAUUUGACCGAUUUCUAUAAAUUUUCGUCCUUUGGCGGCAUAUACCUUUUUUGUCAUUGGAUUUGACCGAUUUCUAUUGCUUUUUUUCUACACGAUCCCCACCAUUACCACCACCAUUACCACCACCCCUAAAAAUCCCUUAGUGUCCAUGGUAAGAAGAGACUCUUGAUUUUCCGUUUAGUCCGUGUACUACCUUUAACCGUUGUUCACGUAUAUUUACUCUCUCAGUCUUUAAAAUAUUUUUGCAAGUGUUUAAAUUUAUUUUUCGGUGUUUAAAAAUAAGUAUGGCUGGACCAGUUGCAAAUAUGGCUAAUAUUUGGAAGAAACCUUUUAAAUAUACUCCUCCGUCACCGCCAGCUGAACUCGUCGUGUCCACAAGUUACACAAUUGACUUUACCAACCGUAAGUUUGUGCAUAUCGGUAUUGACCCUACUGAAAAUUUUCAAGUCGUCAUCCAUUUAAUAACAUCAUCUCGCUAUAUUAAAAUUUCACCGGAUUUCCUUAAACGUAUAUUUUCGCUGAUGGGAAAUAUACUGUCUUUCAUAUUGGAACAACCCGAAAAAUAUAAGCGUAGGUUAUUUUUGGAAACGGAAUUUAAUAAGCUAUCUAGUAUGAUGUACACCGGUGAAAACGUACUAGUGAUAGAAUCAAAAAAUCAAGAAGGGUGCAGAAUACUAUUGAAUCGAUCGGACCUUAUUCAACUUCAAUACCUGGAAUGGUGUAUAUUUGAAACAGUUACACGAAAAUUGACCAUCAUACGACCAGUCGUCUUAAGGCAGUUUGAGACUAUUGGUAAUUAUUUAGACCAGGAAUUUACCAAUGUGGAAUCGCCUCCAAAAACAAAUGAAGAAAUGAUCGUUUUUAUCAAAAAUUUAAGCGAUGAUAAAAUUAUUGGAUUCGCUCCUAAAGAAGAAAUGAAUUUCAUCAGUCAACUCAAAAUAAAUGCAACUAUUCAAUUAGCCGAAUAUUGGGCGCGACGUUGGAACGGAGGAAAUUCACCAGAGUUAUUCAUUGAACCCGGGGCAUACUCUAGUAUGUCUCCGUGCUAUGAUGAAGAUGAUGAUUCACAGGCACGGGUAAUUUAUAAUUAA